This is a messenger RNA of Drosophila melanogaster (fruit fly), 6006 nucleotides long. It is a transcript of the gene Nlg1, whose product is annotated as neuroligin 1. Gene Ontology annotation, molecular function: carboxylesterase activity. The record is from RefSeq and is marked reviewed. Gene Ontology annotation, cellular component: presynapse. Bases 768 to 4832 code for a protein of 1354 amino acids. The transcript has 12 exons. NCBI's taxonomy places the organism in Eukaryota, Metazoa, Arthropoda, Insecta, Diptera, Drosophilidae.
ACAGUUGCAGUUCAAACGUAGAUCGCGUCGGAUGUGGAUCGCUCCGUGUUUUUUGGUUCUUCAGGGGGAAGUCUUGUGCCAAGCCAAAAGGCAGGGAAAUAAAUCUUGUACGUGAUCCAAAAAUAACGCCAGAAAAUAUCUGCAAAAGGGGGACAAAAACAGAGCGCGUGCCAAGUGCUCGAGUGAAAAUGUUUACGCACAGAAGAAGGCUCCAGAGUUAAUCAGUUCGAAGAAGUAAAGUCGUCGCAGAGUGAUUUAUUUUAGGUGUGGUGCAAUCGUUAGUGAAUGAAAAAUAAUCGAAAAGUUCUCGAUUUAUUUGCGCAUGACCGCAGCAAGUGACAAACGAAAACACAGGUCUUGCCAAAAUUGUUUUGCGCAUCUUUCGGAUCAGAUCAAAGAUACAACAAAUCAAGCGCAAAUUGGACAAAAAUUUUGUUGCAAAUGAAAUUAAAUACAGAAAGAAGCUGCACAAAGGAGCAGGCUAAAUACAGCGAGUAAACAAACUGUCGAAACUAUUUAAGGCGCUCAAAGAAAAUCCAUGUAAAUACAGCGUCCAGAAAAUGUGAGCCAUUCGGUUUGACGCAACAAAGAAGGGAAACAGCGAACAGUUGGGGAAAAAGAACAAUUAACCAAACUGGAAAGCAAACACGAGCGGAAUGUGAAAAGUUUGGACAGAGCGGGAAGUGUAAGACCGAAAUUAAUAUCGAAAUAUCCCAGAAGCCGGCAGGAAAGACCGGGUCCAGGUCCCGGAGGCGGAAGACAAAGCCAUGAAGUUUCGUUUGGCAGCAUUUUGGCUAUUUCUGCUGACAGUCGGCGGCAAUCACAAGCUAUUAAGCCACGUUUCCCCAAUGGGCGUGGCAGCCGAAAAGCAGCCGUUGCACAAAGGAAAUGAGCUGGAAAACGCAAUGAAAUUGCGUGAAGCCCCAAAGCAAUCCCGGGUUAUCGGGGACAUCACGACGACAAUUCAGCCGGACUCGGAUCCGGGCCGAUCAAUUGGCCAUCAGGCGUUGCGACGUGCCAAGGCCCCGCCGCCCAGCUUGGAGCUGCAUUUCAGGCAGAAUCUGAACAAGCUUUUCGCCGGCGAUGAAACCACCCACGUGGGCCACACCAAUGCCACUGACAACACCACGGCCGCAGUUUUGGCCACCGACGAAGGUUCCAGCGAACACGAGCCGUCAACCACUCAUCACCCGGAACGGCGACACGUGGUCCCCGAUAAGCUGCAGUACACCCAGGAGAUCCAGGUGAAGCAGGGCCGGCUCAUGGGCAUCACACGUCGCUUCCAGGUGACCAGCGGGCUGCGCCAGGUGGACCAGUUCCUGGGGCUUCCAUACGCGGAGGCGCCCACCGGAAAUCGACGCUUCAUGCCACCGGGUGCUCCACUACCAUGGCAGGGCUUGAAGAUAGCGCGACAUCUUCCGCCCGUGUGUCCGCAGAAAUUGCCAGAUCUUUCGCCCCACGGCAGUGAAAAUAUGUCCCGGGCUCGUCAUAAACACCUGAGUCGACUGCUCCCUUAUCUGCGGACGGAGAGCGAGGACUGUUUGUAUCUCAAUCUGUAUGUGCCACAUGAAGAGCCUCAAAGCACCCCCAAGCAAUACGCUGUGCUGGUCUAUCUGCACGGGGAGUCCUUCGAGUGGAACAGUGGCAAUCCCUACGAUGGCUCCGUCUUGUCCAGCUAUGGAGAGGUGAUUGUGGUCACCGUCAACUACCGGCUGGGAGUGUUGGGAUUCUUACGGCCGAGCAUCGAUGCGCAUAAUAUAGCGAAUUACGCCCUGCUCGACCAGAUUGCGGCGCUACACUGGAUCAAGGAAAACAUCGAAGCCUUCGGCGGUGACAAUUCGCGUGUCACUUUAAUGGGGCACAGUACGGGGGCGGCGUGUGUCAAUUACCUAAUGGUAUCGCCGGUGGCCUCAGGCCUCUUUCACAGGGCCAUCCUCAUGUCCGGAUCCGCGAUGUCCGACUGGGCCGCCAGCAAUCAGUCCCUGCAAUUGACGAUGCAAAUCGCCCAUGCCCUCGAAUGUCCACUCAACGAGCACGUGGAGGCAGAGGACGACGAUGUCCUGCUCGAUUGUUUGCGCCAUCGUCGCUACCAGGAUAUCUUGCACAUACCAACGGCGCUCACACAAUUUUCAACAUCAUUGGGUCCAAUUGUCGAUGGACAUGUAAUACCAAAUCAACCGUACAAGGUCAUGGGGCAUUAUACGGAGCACUUCAGCCGUUAUGAUUUAUUAUUCGGCAUCACGGAGUCAGAAUCCUAUCACACACUGGCCGCAUUAGCACUCGAGGAAGGAUUACGUGAAAAUGAACGCGAUAAUUUAUUGCGCUUCUAUAUGCAGAGCCGCUUCGAUAUACGCCCCGAUUUGGCAUUGGCUGCCACGCUGAAGAAAUACCAGGACAUGUACAACAAUCCGAUUAAGGCCACUAAUUUGGAGCACCGUGACGUGGUUCUGGACAUACUGUCUGAUGCUCGCGUGGUUGGCCCGCUUCUGCAAACGGGAAUGUUCCACGCGGAUGUCAAUCGGCGCAAUUAUAUGUACGUAUUUGGCCAUAACAGCGCGACGGGACCGUUUGCCCACCUACCGCAUAGCAUUAUGGGCGAGGAAUUGGCGUUUAUCUUCGGGGCUCCCUUGGCCGCCGCAGGUCCCUUUCCCAGUGGCAACUACACGGUGCAGGAAAAGCUGCUUUCCGAGGCGGUAAUGGCAUAUUGGACGAAUUUCGUAAAGACCGGCAAUCCCAAGGCCCCAUGGAAGGGAAUCUUCAUCAAUUCACAUGCCUUGGAGUGGGAUCGCUACGACCUGGAUUGGCCGGAAUUCAAUAGGCGGGCUCAGGCAUAUCUCAAUAUUGGCAUUCCGCCAACAGUGGGCUACAAGUACCGCCAGAUUUAUAUGAAUUUUUGGAACAAAGAGCUCCCGGACGAACUCAACCAGAUAGCGGCCAUUCAGGAGCAGCUCCAGAAGCCCGGGCAAGAGGUGAUUACAGGUCACAUGAGCAAGUACGGGCCGAGGGACCACGGAGCCGAGGACCCUGUGAGGACAUUAAAGCUGCUCCUCCAGGAACCCAGUCUAGCUGGACCAACACAGAGUGGCGAAUCGACAGAAACAGCGGCGGAAAAUAUGUACAAUGCUCCACCCACCUUUGGUCAUGUGCACAAGAUGCAGGGUGGUAGUGAUUUCGAGGACUUGGUGACCUCCACCAACUCACUGGAGAGUGGGGAGGAUCAUCCUCAGGCUCCUCCUGAAACCGUGGCCAAAUCCGAGGCCACGAUGCAACUACUGAUCGCCUUAAUUACCAUUAUAAUAGUUCUCAAUCUCCUGAUUUAUGGAACCUUUUUGUUGCGACAGCGCCGUCGAAGGGCCAAGGCUCUACCUUUUCCGGCUCCUAAAUUGGGCGGCACCAUCCUCAGCUACGAUGGAGCCAAUGAUGAGGAGCUGAAGAGGUGCAGCAAGUCCCGCGACGGAGAUGAUAGUUUCGUCCUGGAGAUGACAAGGAAAUCAAAUACCUAUGAGGCCAUCAAGACAGGUCAGAGAUCGCUGAGUUGCUCUACAGUGGACACCCACACUAAGGUCUGUGAGUGGAUGUCGAGUCAGGAAGCCCCGAAAUCGGGUAGCUUCAACACGGCCACUCCGCCUCCACAACCGAUUUUAUCCGAUGGCAGGCUGAUCAUAUGCCAGGAUAUAGAGGUGGCCGACGCAGCUCUACUCAUCCCCCAACACAUGCACGAGCCGCAGCACUACGAGAUGCUCCUGCAGAGACAACAUUCGGCCCUAACCGAACCGAGUGAUGAAAUCCUCCAGCAGCAAUAUCCCUUGAGGAACCACUCCCAUUCCCAUUCGGAUCCUGUGGACAUGAUCCUAGCUGCUGAUGAGCAGGUCACCAGCUUUGUGCAUGCCGACGAUGUGGACAUCAACGUGACAAGCAGAGAUGACUCCGAUGGUCUGGAGGUUAUACCUUUGACGUCUGCUCAGCAACUAGAGCUUUUGCGUCAGCGUAAUUAUCCCAAAGUCCUGCCCACAGAACAGGAUUUAAUUAACAGCAGCUAUAAGAGAAAUUCCCUGCCGCCACAAAAUUUCAACGCUCCUCUGCCGCCGCCGCGAACCAUUAGCAACACUCUGGGCAGGAGGCGGAGGGACAGCAGCAACAUAACCACUUCGCCACUCCAAGUGGCCAGAGAUUGUGGAGGCGAGGACGAGGACCUUAAGGAGCCCCAAAUCACACAGAACACUCUCAUUGUUGGACCCAUUGUGCCCAAAUCACCCGCCUCCAGUCUCAAGCGAGUGAAGAGAAUGCCAGAGUCUUCGGCAAUGACGGCUCUCAGUGGAUCCUUUCAAUCCUUCGAGGCCGUACCCCCGGCCCACGAAACCACGCCCCCUCAGGGUGGCGAGCGGACCGAGUGCAUUUACGCAAUUAGGCCCAGUCCCGGAAGUUGCAGCUGGGCGGCGCCCAAUGGCGAUUUGUACGCGCAGCCCAUGAAAUCGUCUUCGAGGAACUCGCUCAUUCCCAGGCCCACAAAGCCGGCGGAGUCUCAAUCCCAAGCCACGCCAGCCGGACCAGCUGGGGAAUCUCUUGGAUCAACGGGAAUGGCAACAGCAAGUCGCAUUCCUCAAUUGCAACGCCAGGCUUCCGGCAAGGAUUUGCAAGCAAGAACGGCAACUGACAACACCGCAAAUCCUUUGGGAUGCCAACCGCGAACCGAUUCCACAAUAUCAUCGGGCUCGUCGGCAUCCUAUGCCUCGACCACGGACUCCUCCUCCUCCUCAUCCACUGGAACCGUACGCACCGAGCUGCAGCAAUUCCAGCCAGCUCCCGGCAGAAGUAUUACAACCAAUAUAUAGAAACUCCAGGGAGCGGCUGCCAAGAAUCCUUCAGGACUUUCAGGACUUCCCGCCGUGCCCGCAAUGCGGCGACAGACAGCUGCCUGCCUAGUCCCCUCCAGUAUUUGUCCGGAUCCCAACUCUCCGGUUUCCUCUGGUCUGAAAUUUUACGGGGUCUGCGUAAAUUUAAUAAUACAUUUUGGUGUAAAGUUUAUCUUUGACUUGGCGGCAUAGCCAAGUGGUUAGAGCUCGACUGCUGGCCUUCUGGCUUUGUGUGAGCAAAGUUUCUGCCGGCGUAAAUUAGUUAAGAAAAUUGCAGUGGAGGUUUCCCUGGAGAUUGCAGCGAAGGUUCGCCGUAUCGAUAUAAGCAGCGAUUCCCGUAAGGGAAACUAAUUUCCUAGAGAAUAUUGCACAGCUAAGUCGCUUCAGCAAGUUAUUUGAAAUUGAUUACAAGAAACAUUACAUAGUUUCACUUUUCUGAAAUUUUACCAACUAAAAUACGAGUACUAGGAAUGGUAAUAGAUUAAAUGCCAUAUUUCAUUGCAUAGCUUGAAAAAGUUGUAUGUUUGUAUCAUAUAAAUGGAGUGCGAUUAGCUUGAUAGUUUGUAUAUAGAACAAAAGUCGAUUUGUAAUUAUGUAUUCAUUUUUUUUUAACAAAAUCAUAACAAGCGUAUACAAAAACAAGGGAUGAUGAAAGAGCAAAUAGCUAAAAUAUUUUAAAAUAUUACUGAGCGCAAGUGUAAUGGGCUUAACUGUAAGCUUCUCUAGUAGUCGAUUAAUCGAAAUUAGCCACAGUAUUUAAUAUACUUUUUUAACAACUAUAAUAUAACAAAAUAUGUUAAGGAAAAUUAAGGUAAAAUAUUCCCAUUAUUUAAGCUGAAGAACAAGGGACUCAAAUAUUGUUUAAUGAAUGCCCAGAAUAUCAAGUAUUAUAAGAUAAAGAUUUUCAUUGUGUGGUAGGAUGAACACUCAUAAGGCCCACGAAGCAUACGAAGAAGCAUACGAUCAUAUCCCCGUUAGGAAUAAGUAUAUCAUUGCUAUCUCGCUCUUACUUAUAAGCUAGCAUUAAGAGAUAAGAAUGUACACCUAGCUCACUCUCUCUUUUGAGAGAGCAUAAGAAAAGAGGAAUACGCGAGACGCGGCAUUCGGUGGCGUGAGCUUGAAGGGAGAAGUCGAAUAAAGAGAUUGUGAAGUU